AUGACCUCAUCCGCUGAGGAGGGGAUUUUCGAGGCCAGUUUCUCAAGGCGCUCAUCAGUGAUUUCAAAGACCCCCGAUGUCGCUACAGAUAAACAAUCCUGCCCAUCUCAUGUUCAACUUGCUGAUGGCACUUCAUUGACACAUGCUGAAUUCGCCUCCCUUGCAGAUGAAGAAAUAUGCGCCGACACCCAAGAUGGCGAUAUAGAAACAACAGCUCCUGCAUUGGUCACUGAAGCACACAGCACUACUGUGAGCAAGGAUCCAAAUCCUGCCUCUGAAGUUCAAUCAAAUGACCCCAAUGGUGGGACUUCAGCUACUCCUACUGAGUUGCACACAGGACAUGGAAGCAAGGAUCAUGGUAAGGAUACUUCAGCUGCCUGUGCUGAGUCACACAGUGCAGAGGAUGGCGGAAAUAAUUCUGCUAUUCCUGCUACUGGCUGCCCAUUGACUGGGCUGCCAACCAAGAGCUGCGCAAGAAAGCACAACAAGCUACUGUUGAUGCCUGCUGCAAACAAUGGUGAUGACAAUGAUGGUUCCCCUGCAAGCAACCCCCCGUCUCCAUCUCGGUUGACGGCCAGACAAAAGCAAAAGUCCAGGGUGAUGGUGGACGUCAAUGAACACAACGACAGCGAAGACGAGGACGAUAAAGACUCUGUGAAGAUCAAAGGGAGAAUACCUCAAGCAGGUAUCUUGAAGGCACAGGAGCUUGGAAAGAAUACAAUGGAAGCCGCCAGAGCAAUCAGAAAAUAA
This is a messenger RNA of Suillus fuscotomentosus, 750 nucleotides long. RefSeq lists its product as uncharacterized. The coding region runs from base 1 to 750 and encodes 249 amino acids. The transcript has 5 exons. The record is from RefSeq and is a predicted model, not a curated record. Lineage: Eukaryota; Fungi; Basidiomycota; Agaricomycetes; Boletales; Suillaceae.